Messenger RNA from Apis mellifera (honey bee), 3815 nucleotides. RefSeq lists its product as uncharacterized. The transcript has 11 exons. The coding region runs from base 1786 to 3450 and encodes 554 amino acids. The record is from RefSeq and is a predicted model, not a curated record. NCBI's taxonomy places the organism in Eukaryota, Metazoa, Arthropoda, Insecta, Hymenoptera, Apidae.
UUUUUUUUUCUUUCAACUUAUUAAUAUAUCAAUCAAGGAACUAACUUAAUUUAAUACAAUCUGAACAUAACUCCUUUUCUGUAUAACACGAUCUCAGAAGAAAAUUGCAAAUCUAUCGAUACAUCGUGAUGCAUCGAUAUAACAAUAAACAAAUAAACUGAAACACACGUGAAAUAUGUAGCGAAGGGAUAAUAAAGGUUCGUUCGAUGACCGAAAGCUGAUAAAACUUCAUAAAAUCAAGUGAUAAUGAAGUCGAAAAAUGUCGUAAAAGGUGAAAUUAUCUUUCAAUCAUUGCCAUUCCUCCCAAUUUUUAUUAUUCCCUUUCAAAAAUAACGAACAUUUUUUUUUCUUUUUAUAGAAGUUUAUAAAAUACCUCAAAAUACCUCAAAAGCUAAAAAGAGCCAGAAAAUCAGCAAAUGUGUACAAUUAGUAAUAAAACCACUCAGAAUUAUUCAAUUUGUGAGUAUCAGUCAAAAGAGAAAAUAAAUAAAAUAAAAAUUAAUUAAGAUAUAUAUAUUAUCUCGAUAUAAUUAAAAAUUAAAUAAAUGUGUGUGUGUUAGCUAGCGAUAUUCCUGAUGUUUGCACUUGUCGUUUAUGCGAUUACGUUAACCGACACCGAUUUUCCAUCCUUAACAUAUAUUUUACUCGUCGUCCUGUCUGGAGCCUACCUUAUCGUGCUCUCGAUUGAUCUAAUCAACCAAUUGGGAGGAGGAGAAUUUACUGGUAUACCGGUAAACAUUUGUGCGAACAAAUUUUCUCAUAAGUUGAAAAAUUAGUUUAAAUUUUCAUCUCUAUGUGAGAAUAUCACUAUAUAUUGCGAAUAUUUAUGAAAAUUUAUAUUUUCUCAUUAUAUUAGGAUGCAUAUAUAUAUAUGUAUAAAGAAAUCGUGCAAGAGAUUUUCAAUUGUUAUAGUAAUUUUUAUAUAUCUCUUUUUCAAUAUCGACUAAAUAUUGAAUCAAAAAAUAAGGAUUGUCAUAUUAAAUGGAAGAAGAAUCAUUUCAAGACACUUUCGUGCACUUCUUCUUCGUUUCAUAAAUAUUCGCAGACAAAAAAAAAUACAUAUGCAACAUAUGCGUCAAAAGUACAAAAUUUUCGAAGAAUAUCUUUAAUUGCAGAUAUUUCUGUUCACGUUACUGGGCACGAUAUUAUUUGCCGUAACUGGAAUUCUUUUGUUACUUUCUAACUUUACUCAGUGGUACAUAUUAACGAUAGCCUGUCUCUCGCUUUUCAUGUUCAUUCUCUUCGUGAUCCAAUUAGCACUGAUACUGAUGUAAGUUUCCACGUUUAAUAACGAAGUGAUAUUAAAGUUUCCAACGAGAUUUUCGUUCCCUUUGCCAGAUUUUGGAAACGUAGCUGUAGUAUCUGCCACCAUUGUUACCACCAGAAGAGACUGUAUCAGAAUGAAAUGUGCUCACCCUUAUGCGAAGUAAGUGUGUUCGAGAACAAUGAAUUCUAUUUUUUUCGAGAGAAUUUGUAUAAACUUUAAAAAUACCUAUCAUCCCUCACGAGAAACCAGACACUUUAUGUGACUAAAUGUAUUAAUUUUCACGUAUAACGUACUUAUAUGGUGUAAGUAAAUGUAUGAAUACAAUUAAAAAUAUAACAUAUCAUUCGAUAAAAAAAGAGAUAAUAACAGUGAUAUAAUAUGAAUAAGAUCCAUCGAUUAAUGUUAACAAUUAUAUUGUAUAAUAUUUAAUGUAACUAGUUCGAAGUAAUCUAUGUUCCUGGAGUGUCGCGUUUCUUUUAAGGUGUAUCUCUACAAUCUAGACGGUCAAACAUGACCUAAUGACCAGCGUGAGCCAGAUCAAAUUAUACGACGGCGAAGAGGUUGAUCACACUUUUAGAAAAGUUGCUCACGGAUACCGGCGACAAUACAUCGAUUGUUCAACGAGUGCUGAGAAAUUGAACCACGUGGAUGUUGCCGACAUUCAAACGGAACAUUAUCCGAUAGCGACGGCACAGAAUCAGACUCUUCAAGAGAUGAAAGAGAUGGACGUGCAAACACUGAGCAAGUGCGAGCUGUGCCAUCAACAGAUACAACUUUGCGCAAGUUCCUCAGCUUUGAUCAAGAAUCAAUUUCAAUGCGCAACUUGUCCCGCGUUUCUACAGCUUUUUAAAGGAAUGUCUUGUUCAAAAUGUAUGGCUAAAAAUACGAUGCAUAUGCCACGACAGAACCGGCAACAGCAGACACAACAACCGAAAUUCGACAAGGAAAUGAAGGGAAAGAUUGUGUCACAAUCUGCGAAGAGAAAGACUUCCAGCGAAAUGUUGACGAGUGGCCAGCAACAAAAUUCGAAAGUAGCGGGUUGCUCACCGAUGAUCACCAAACUCACCCUCGCCUCUUAUUGUAUCCCUCCGGAAAAAACUCACAUAUCGAGUCAAACUGCAUCGAAAACAAAGAACAACGAAGAGGGAUCGAAGAAAACGAGGUUGAUCGCGUUGAACAGAGACAACAAGAAGAGAAUAAAAAUAAAAGGGGCGAGGACGUCCCCGUCUAGCAAGACCUCGCAACAAAGCUCUCGUUCUCAGAUAAUCGAAAAUAAUGGAAAUAAGGUGAUCGAGAUCGGAUCGGGAAAUUCGAUAUCUAUCGUAUUGACACCGGGCAACGAUGCGAGAUCAAUGGAGACCAUCCACAGGAUAGUGAACAUGGGAUGCAAGAACAAUCCAUCCUCCCACUCGAAUCGAACGGAGGUUGUGGAACGGUUGCACGAGAUGGAGGAUGGGAAUAAGAGGGGGACGGUGCAAUCUGGCGCCGAGACGAUCCCCUCGAGUAAAAGAGCACAGAUCGAGAAACAAAUUACGAACGAGUGUCAAGGUACGUGCGACGUGAUGCAUUUGGAACCGGCCACGAUUAAUUCAGAAACGGGAACGGCAAAGAAUCCUAGAAACCUGGAGAAGAAUCUUGCAAUGAGACGGAUCAAAAAAGAAAAACUAGAGAAAUUGCAGCAAACUGAAUUGAUAAAUAGACGUGAGAAUGAAACGCAGACCGUAAAUGAUUUCGAAACUUUGCCAAGAAGUAAAAGAACUUACGCGAAAACUGUCCGAAAAAACAAAGUUAAACCCGCCGAUGCAUCAGGUAGCGAUAUGAGUAUCACGCUUGUGCCAUCGUCUAAUCCCACCUCGACGCCUUCCAUCCGCAAAAACAAAAAACUCGGUCUGCAGAACAGCGCCUCGUUUCACGAGAAAUACAUUAAUGUUUGCCCAGCUUGUAAAAGGCUGAAGAUACCCUUGAAAGGGCCACCCUUUCAGUAUUACUCCGUUAAUAAGGAUAAACGAGGACGAUUCUAUUGUGACACUUGUGCACCUGCAGCUUCGAUGAAGGUAUCGUUCAAAAGGACGGAUCAACAACGGUUAAAAUGUUGUACGUGUGGGAAUUAUUUGCGUAUAAAGAACAGUCAGACAACUCGAAACAGAUCUGACCAUUGUCCACAAUGUGAUUUAUCAUUAUGACGGCACAAAAUAUUUCAUCGACGUCGUAAAUUUUUCGAUAAAAAAAACUCGACGAGAUAUCAUCGUAUCAUCGCACUUAGAUAAUUAAGGAAGAAUAAUCCGUGUGUACAUAUAUAUAUAUAUACAAACGAGAAUUUUAUACUAUAAACGAAUCAUUCGAAAAUAUAACAAACAGUGUAGUAACAAGUAAGUUGAUCUUCGAAAAAUCUGUGAUAUUUAAUAUCCGUGAUCUUCUUCUAAUAUCAUUUUCAUUAUUCGUAGAUCGGCGCAAAAUGCUCUCAAUCGCACAGCAAAAAAAAUACAUCUUACACAGAACAAAUUAUAAACAAUCGUAUAAAGUAAUUUUUAAUAUUCCAAAACAUUAU